AUGGCGGAGAUUGAUCCAAAUCUUGAGAGCAUACUCCCAGAAGUGCAUGCUAUCUUCAAUGAGAAAGCGACCGAAAAAGACCUUGCCACUAUCAAGAGGGUGAAGAAGAUUGAAGCUGACACCCGCCAGAUAGUGAAGAACCGCGAACUUGAGAUCAAGGAGGUUGUGCUCGCUCUGCAACAGCGAGUUGAGAAGGAGGAGAUUGCUGCAGAUGAUGAUCGGGAGCUUUCCGAGUCGGCAGAAGCGCUGAAAGUUCUAGAGAAACAACGAGAUGAGCUCGAGUCGUUCAUUGACGAGCUCUCUUCGAACAAGGAGAACACCAAAGUACAGAUCCAGUCAAUUCGUGAGGAGAUUCAACAAGUUCAGCACAAGAAGCAGCACGUCGACAAGGACAUGCAGGUUCAGUUGCCCCGCAACAAGGGCCUCCUAGCGCUCUAUAACAACAUCAGCAACGUCAGGUGGGACUCGGAGUCCAAGAACUGGAAAGGGGUAGUUGUGCCGGCAGAGAAUGAGCCAAGCCGUUCGAUCCGAUCGUUUGAAUUCGACCCGAUGACGAUGACUGAGUUUGAACUCUGCAAUGCUCUGUGGGAUAUGAUCGAAUAG
This is a messenger RNA of Guillardia theta CCMP2712, 603 nucleotides long. RefSeq lists its product as hypothetical. The transcript has a single exon. The record is from RefSeq and is a predicted model, not a curated record. Lineage: Eukaryota; Cryptophyceae; Pyrenomonadales; Geminigeraceae. Bases 1 to 603 code for a protein of 200 amino acids.